Molecule: messenger RNA, 9497 nt
Organism: Antechinus flavipes (yellow-footed antechinus)
Lineage: Eukaryota; Metazoa; Chordata; Mammalia; Dasyuromorphia; Dasyuridae
Gene: PPARA
Product: peroxisome proliferator activated receptor alpha
Exons: 7
Coding region: 157-1563 (468 amino acids)
Biological process (GO): negative regulation of transcription by RNA polymerase II; regulation of lipid metabolic process; hormone-mediated signaling pathway
Cellular component (GO): nucleus
Molecular function (GO): nuclear receptor activity; RNA polymerase II cis-regulatory region sequence-specific DNA binding; zinc ion binding
Source: RefSeq, a predicted model, not a curated record
GCGAGCAGGCAGCGGUGGCGGCGGCACGCGGGGGCACGGGACUCCUGGCGCGGCAGCGGGCACCGAUGGGCACCUUCUCCCUCCGGGGCUCGGCUCCGUUCGGAGGGCCUCUGCCGGUUUAAAGGUCUUUAAAGGGACUGGCUUCACCUUGCCAAGAUGGUGGACACCGAGAGCCAGAUCUGCCCACUCUCUCCACUGGAUGAUGACGAUCUGGAAAGCCCGCUCUCUGAAGAGUUCCUCCAAGAGAUGGGGAGCAUCCAGGAGAUCUCUCCAUCCAUCGGGGAUGACAGCUCCGGGGCCUUCGGUUUCACAGACUACCAUUGCUUGGGAAGUGGUCCAGGGUCCGACGGGUCUGUCAUAACAGAUACCCUUUCACCGGCGUCCAGCCCUUCAUCUGUGAAUUACACCCCAGUGGCGGGCAGCGUGGACGACUCCUCCAGUGCCACGUUAAACAUCGAGUGCCGGAUUUGUGGGGACAAAGCCUCUGGCUACCAUUAUGGGGUGCAUGCCUGUGAAGGCUGUAAGGGGUUUUUCCGGAGGACCAUUCGCCUUAAGUUGGCCUAUGAUAAGUGUGACCGCAGCUGUAAAAUUCAAAAAAAGAAUCGUAAUAAGUGUCAAUAUUGCCGUUUCCAGAAGUGCCUUUCAGUUGGAAUGUCACACAAUGCCAUCCGUUUUGGGAGAAUGCCGAGGUCUGAAAAAGCAAAAUUAAAAGCAGAGAUUCUUACGUGUGAGCACGAUGUAGAAGACUCGGAAAUUGCAGAUCUGAAGUCUCUUGCCAAGCGCAUUUAUGAAGCCUACCUGAAAAACUUUAACAUGAACAAGAUCAAGGCCAGAAUCAUCCUGGCAGGGAAAGCCAGCAACAACCCACCUUUUGUCAUACAUGACAUGGAAACCCUGUGCAUGGCAGAAAAGACAUUAGUGGCCAAGCUGGUGGCCAAUGGGAUCCAGAAUAAGGAAGCAGAGGUCCGGAUAUUCCACUGCUGCCAAUGUACUUCCGUAGAGACUGUCACGGAGCUGACGGAGUUUGCUAAAUCAAUCCCCGGCUUCGCGAAUCUAGACCUGAACGAUCAGGUGACUUUGUUAAAGUACGGGGUCUAUGAAGCCAUAUUUGCAAUGUUGUCAUCAGUAAUGAACAAAGAUGGGAUGUUAGUGGCCUAUGGAAACGGUUUCAUAACCCGCGAAUUCCUGAAAAGUUUAAGAAAACCAUUUUGUGACAUCAUGGAACCUAAAUUUGAUUUUGCAAUGAAAUUCAAUGCCUUGGAACUGGAUGAUAGCGACAUUUCCCUUUUUGUGGCUGCUAUAAUUUGCUGUGGAGAUCGGCCGGGCCUCUUGAACGUGGGACACAUUGAGAGAAUGCAGGAGAGUAUCGUGCACGUGCUCCAGCUUCACCUGCAGAACAACCAUCCCGACGACACCUUCCUUUUCCCCAAGCUGCUGCAGAAGAUGGCAGACCUUCGGCAGCUGGUCACGGAGCACGCGCAGCUGGUGCAGGUCAUCAAAAAGACUGAGUCUGAUGCCGCUCUGCAUCCUUUACUGCAAGAAAUCUACAGGGAUAUGUAUUGAGUUUUUUAGGUGUGUUUUUUUUAAGACAGAACUUUUCCAGAUAUUUAAAGCCAACAGAAAUAUUAAUGUUAGAUGGGAGCAAAAAGACUUUGCACAAAUGUCAGCUGUGUUUUAAUCCUAGAGCAUGGAAAUCAAUCAUGAUCUAGACAGCUGAAAUACCACAUUUCUAUUGGUUUUUGAAACAGUAUUUCAGAGUUUGCCAAGAGUAUCCAAAAGCUGAUGAUGAGAGGGGUCUUGGAUAGUAGGGUAGAAUUGGGGGAUUCCGUCUGAUUCUGUUAAGGCACAUGGUUUUGAUCAAUGCAAAUUUAUUUAUAUUAUGUUAGUGAUUUAGCAUUUGGUUAAUUGGUAACCUCAUAAUAAGGACUUUGCUCUGCUCACCACCUUUGGGUUCUCGUGCUCAUUCUAUGCUAGUCUGGAUAACAAUGGCCCUUCCUGAGAAGGCCCUCAAGUCAGAAUUGGGGUGGAUGGAAGGAAAGGGCUGGGGUGCUCGAAAAGCAGCAAAGGGUUUCUUAGAAAGACUUCAUUUCCAUCAGAAUUUCAAUGAAGAUAGUGGCACUUUUUUAAUGAAGUUCUUUUCGAAAGGCUUUUUAAAAAGUUUUUAAAUAGACAUUCAAAGAUCCACUGGUCAUACUAGAUCCCCACCUUGGCAGUUGAGAUUGUGCCAGCCAGUCAGAUUUGUAUAACGAACUCCAGGUCGCCCUUCUCCAGUCCAAUUCAGAAAGUACUGGUUUGCAGAAUCUAGAAGGCUUACAGUGUUUAACAUCACAAAUUCUGAAACUGCUUCUUGGGGCGGCGAGAGCUUGGAGUGACAGCUGAAUCUCAGACUCUUGUUAGGGCUAGAAAGGAUCUCAUUAUCUCAUCUUACAGUUGGCAAACUGAAACUCCUGGGAGAGGGGCUUCUUCCAACUCUGCCCCUCCCAUCUCCCCCUCCCGAGCCAUUCAAUCUUCCUCCCGGGAUCCAGCCAGCACUGGGCUCUUCCCUGUUCUUCACUCUUCCCAUCUGGGCUCUUCCUGGUCACAUCUCCCCUCACUAACGCUUAUGAGCCAUUCCUUCUCCCGGCCCUCUUGAAUCUCUCCUCUCUCUGGAGCCAUCUUCCCCUGAGAUGAGCCAGUAUGUCUCGGGCUCGGUUGGCCGUGGGCCUAGGGAUUCAUUCUUAAUGUCCCAUCUGCCUUUUCCCCUUGUCUGGUAGUUUCUUUGGUACUUUUUUCUAUGACUUUUUAACUUUUUUUUUUUAGUAACAAAAACUCCCUAGUGGAGAAAAUGAAGCCAAUUUGAUUUAGGUGGUCUGGCCAACCUAACUUAGGACCAUACACUUCACUAACAGAAAUGACCUGAGGAAAUGUGGAGGUUCUUCACAGUAGACAGUGGUUUCUGCUUCCUUCCCAGGGUUUAACGACAAGUUAGUUAAUUUGGAGAGAUAUGGAGCGGGCCUGGCCUCCCAGGCUCACUGUUUCCAGUAGCCACAGGAAUGAUGAUCACAAGAUUUAAAGCUCAUCCUACAUUUGGGGUUAUCCAAAACACCCUGGAUUGAAGAUGUCUUCUCCCGAUAUACUAGUUCUAAUAAGCAGCCUUCAGAGCUUCUUGUCUGCUAGAGUACCUGAUGCCAGAAUACUGCCUCUUGAUCUUGUUUCUGCCAGUUCAGGCUUCCGAGAGGCAAAGCACUUCCUUUUCCGACCCUGAGCACUGGAACCCACGGAGACCUUGCUGCUUGUGAACAUGCGCUACUUGGGUUCCUUUCCCCUCAGUCCAUUUUCACCAGUCAUAUUCGAGUCAGAGUGUCAGCAUCAGCAAUGCUUGAGGUCUCAUCAACCACUUAUUUGAGGAUGGGGUCUUGUCAGGAGUUCUGCUAAGGACGAACCUUAAAUAAUGUUACAGAGAAGAAGCAUCCAAUGUAAAGGAAGUUCCAGCUUAAAUUCUUGACUUAAACUCAAUUUGUAGAUCCGGGGCUGUAAGAGACCUUAGAGGCCUCCUAACCUCAUCCCCUCAUUCUACAGAGGAGAAAAUGGAGACCCAGUGAGACAAAGAGACUUCCUUGCACAGAAAUAGGUCUUGAGGCUUCUGUUUCUGCCUCCAGCUUUCCCCAGACUUUCCUUGGCCCGACCACUGGCCAGAGCCUCAAUCCUUCUUCCAUGCUGAGUGAACAGUGGAACAGCUCUGGUCUCCAGGGGUCUAAGAUCCAGCAAGGCUUCCCUCCCCACAGGACUCCUGGAAGACAAGAUUCAAGGGAAGCCAUUCAUCUCCAGCUCUGCCUCCUGCAGAGCCGAGCACAGGAGCAUGGACCAUCAUCUCCUUUCUGCAAGCUCUCCUUCUGGGCCUACUGUGGAAGAGGUCUGGGAAUGCACCCAUCACGCUGGGAAUUCCAGUCCACAGCCAGAUUCUUCCCGUCCCGUCUCCAUCAGAGUUGGAUUUAACACCAGGACAAUUAUAUGAUUCAAAAUCACAAAACAAAGCCCGGCUUAUUGUCCCUCUCCCAGACCUUUAUUCCCAUGAACACCUCUUUGACCUGACACUGUGUAGAGAGAGGUGGCUGCUGAUGCUGAGCACUAAAGACUGAACCACCCACAGUCCCUACUUUUUUUUUUAACCACAGUAUCUUCAUUUUCUUUUAAAGGACAGAAUUUGUAUCUCAGCCCCUAAAAAAAAAAGUCCUAGUCCAGUUUCCAUCGGUUCAGACUUUCUUUCUCUGAAAGGCAGAAUUUAUUAAGUAUUCGGUAACCCAAGAAGACAGAACCUUGGAACUUCAUGGCUGGGCCCACCACCCUCAAGUUUAUGGGGACCAGAGGGAGCUGACCUGUCAGGAGCCCAGGCGUGGCCUCCAGGGAUUUUUCAGCCAUUCCUCAUGGGGUCCAUCGUGGAGCACAAGCAACAAGUGCAGCCCAACCUUUUCCCGAUUUCAUCACAAGACCUUGCGUUCUGGUGCAGUCCAGUAGUACCUCAGAAGAUGCUUACAAAUAGGCAGUGCUUAGCAGUGAGGCACUGAAAGUUGACUUUUAUUUUUUUACAGUCCUUCCUCCACAGGCCCAGAUGCUGAGCAGGCCCCUCUGUCCUCUGAGCCAUUGACUCCCUUCCCCUUCCCAAAUCCAAGAGCCUCCCCCCAGGAAGAACAGGGGCUCACCAGAAGAAGCUGAUGGGGAGCAGCUCAGAGAAAGCUCACAAAGCAAGACCCAAAAUGCCCUACUUUCCAAGUAGAGAUGCCGAGCAACAGGACAGCUCGAGGGGUCCCCAAAGACAGGUCUUACCUGCCUCCCACUUUCAGAUUGAUGCUCAUGUCAAAGGCUGGUCUUAGCCUUCCAGCCAAGGGCCAAGGCUCCACGGCUCAGGUCAGCCUCAGCUCUCUCACUGCCAUCUAUCCUGGGAGCUGAUGAGUGAGUGGAAGCUUCCUCGUCACUUAGCUUUCUUCUUUUGUUUUCUUGUACAAUCGUUUAUGGGGGUUAGACAGACUCAUCUCUGAGAGAGGUGGGCUGAUCUGUCCGCUCACUCCAACUCCCACCUCCUUCCCCGUCGAGUCCCCAUAGGCCCUCGGCCCAGGAAGGGAAGAAGCCAAAUCGUUGUCCUAGUGCCGGACGCUCAGGGUUCUGUUGGCUGUCGACAGCGUGAUGGUCUUGGGCUCUGCGCCCGAGAGGACCCUAGAGGGGGACAUCGACUGCCAUCUUGGGUGCAUCCCGAGCACCAGGCUGUGGUCUUGAUCUGAGCUGUGGCACUUCUGAGCUCGUCUCCCAGGGCCGCCUGCUUCCCAGAAGGCGAUAAAGAAAAGCCUUUGUUACACAGGGGCCGGCCCCAAAGUGGAGGUCACUUGCCUGCUGGAUCCUGCCCUCCCCACAUACAGAGCAGGGCAGGAACAAGGACAAAGGAGCAGUUUGCUUCACCAGCCAUUUCGGAGGUAACGAGAAGGCACCAUUUCUUGCAGUCACACCACCAACUCAAUGCCCACAAAACAGCCCAGAGGAAAACCAAUGGCUAACAAGCCUGGGCUCCCUCCUUUGUUUCCACUGCUUUUAAUUCCUCCCUGGUCACAGGGUGCAGCCUUGGGGGGGAGGCAGCCAUAGGGGAACAGGAAGGAAGCUGUGCUCUGCCUUGGGUCCUCCCCUCUCGGCAUCUGUGCCCCCAAAGUGGGUUGGAGGAGCUCUCCCUUUCUGCUCUGAAAACGUCACUGCAAUAGAAACACUCUCCAGCAACAAGAAUCCGUCCUUUCAUUUGACCAAGUUUCCAGUGAGUCCCUUUUCACAAACUGAAUGGCCGGGUUUCUCGAGCCAUUCAUCCCACUAAAGCUCCUGACGAGCCCAGAAGGAAAGGAAUCCCCUUGUAAAACACUAUCUCUGUGUAAUGAGCAUCUGGUCUUGAGCCUGCCAGAAGAUUGCUGUGUGUGAGAGACACUAACUGAGGGCCAUUUCCCAGGGGCUCCGUGUCUCUGGCCUCCAGAGUAGUCCAGUGGAGCCCCAGAAGCUUCUAGGAAGGCUGGAAAUUCUAGAACCACAACCGGGAUGAUGUCCAAAAAGUGACUGGGAGUGUCUAGAUUGCACUAGUGAGAAGAGGCAGCCACCCGACUCCUGCACAGCCCCAGUGGGGCUCAGUCUUUCCCAGCUCCCUAACGUUUUUAUCCUGCUCCCUCUCCAUCCCGGACGGCAUCUCAGACCAGUGAUGUCUUGUAAUGUCAGGUCAAAAACAUAGGAGGAAUGAAGUUUAGUGACUUGAGAUCCUCAAACUGGAAGCUGCUAAAGAUCAGCCAGUCCAAGCUCUUUAUUUUACAGACAAGGACACUGGGGCUAGGGGAGGCUGGCCCAACGUCACAAAGAUGAUGGCUGAGACUCCAUUCUCUCCACGCUACCUUCUGCGCUCUCAAGCAGGUCCUUUUAGAGCAUUUCCCAGGCAGCACUUCAGUGGGUGACAUGAGUUUCACAGGGAGUUAUUCACAGGGAAGUCAGGCCAUGCUUGGGGGGUGUCUCAGAAGGCUUGGAGCACUACUGAGUGCCUUCACAGUCCACAUUUAACCUUUCCCGACCUUAGGAGUUGCAUUCAUGAGCUCAUACUGGCCAGAAAGAGGAAGGCUAUGCUUCCACUAUAUGCAAUGAAACUCCACCACCACAGAGGUGCGCCCUGUCUACAAUGGCUCAGGAAGGCCUUUUCUUUCUCGUGCCCUGGGCUGGGACUCCUGUGAAAACUGUGCUUGCCUCCAGGGGUGGAGGGAGAGCUGCCCAACUCUUCAUCUCUUCCACUUUUUUGUGCCUUGGAAGACUGGGUGGCCCUAGUACUGGAGAGCUACAGGCCAAGAAAUGCAGGCAACAUCACAUCUUGGUGACCUUCUGGGAAGACCUGGGGUCUCUAGGUCCUAGGCGCUACUGCUCAGGUAGGGCUCUGCCUCCACUCCCCCCACCUCACCUACACAAAUCGGUUGCUAGAGAGCAUAAACCUAGUUUCGAAGCACUUGGAGCAAGCUCUGCUGAUCAUUUCAAAGGGAAUUCCCUUUUUUAAUAUGGCAGCAGUGCCCAGUGCAGGAAAAAUUGUGAGUGCUUCUGAGUGUGUCCAUGAAUGUAUGCAUUAUGACUGACUGAAUGAGCAAAUAAAUGAAGGCUUCACUUAAGCAUUUUCUCUAAUGCCCUUAAGAGUGCCCUUCAAAACUGAUGUGGUGAGCUAUCUCUAAACCCUUUCCAUGCCCUUCUAAUGGAAAACCCAUCUGGAGGGACACUGCACUACUACAGUAAUAUUUGGGUCAUUUUACAAAUCCCAUAAUGCAAAGGUACUUUAAUCAACCAAAGUAAUAUCUGUGAUAUAUGACACUUUUAAAUCUGUGUCUUCUGUGAAUUCUUAGGAUGUCAAUAAAGGUACGUGGUUUUCUGCAAGAUCAGAAAUACAAAGUGGGUGGAACAAAACAAAGUUCUGGUCAUUUUGAUUUAAAAGCAAUUUCAUUUCUUUUUAAAUUAAAGCUCCCCCCUUCAAAUAACAGGCAUUAAUUUUCUUUCUUCACUUCCCUUUCUCCCCCAGUGAGGUGGAGGGGGGGAAGAAAUUCUUGUAACAAAUAUUCAAUGAAGCAAAAUAUAUCUUCACAUUGGUCAAAUCUCACUGUGGAUCUACAGUCCAUCCAAAUCCAUCGGGAGGUAGGCAGCACAUUUCAACCUUGGUCCUUCGGCAUCACAAUCGGUCAUCGCAUUGACCUGAAAUCUAAAACUUUUCAAAGUUCUUGCUCUUUAUAAUGUUGUUCCUGUACACAACAUUCUCCUGGGUCUGCUCACUUCUCCCUGUAUCGGUUCAGAUGGGUCUUCCCAGGUUUCUCUUAUUUCUUGAUGUACAAGAGUAGUCUAUUACCUUCGUAUCCCAUCAUUUGGGGCAUUCCCCAAAGGAUGGUCUAAUUCUUUGCCCCCCCCCAGGAAAGUUUCUAUCCACAUUUUGGUACAUUUAGUAUUUUUCUUCUCCCUUUGAUCUCUGAGAUAUAAGCUAAGUAAGGCUAAUACUGCUGGGUCAGAGAGCAUGCAUGCAUAGUGACUUUUCAGCAUAGUUCCAAAUCGCUUUCUAGAAUGGCUGGUCCAUUCUCCACUAACAAGUUAUAACUGGACCUCUUUUCCCAUAGUCCCUCCAAAAUUUGCCGUUUUGCUCCUUUGCUAACUUUGCCAAUCUCAUGAGUAUGAAGAAUAACCUCUAAGGUGUAUUUCUCUAUUCGUGAUUUGAAGCAUUGUUCACAUGGCUGUUGAAAGCUCAUAUUUCUUCUCUUGAGAAUUAACUUCACAUCUCAUUUAACCAUCUGUCGAUGGGGAAUUACCUCUUCUUAUUCUAAAUUUGAGUCAACUCCUUAUACAUCUUGGAAAUAAGACCUUUAUUAGGAAACAUUUCAUUUCUACUUAGCAACCCUGAAUUUAUUUUCGUCUUAAUCUGUCACAUGAAUUUCGGCGUCUGGCCCGUAGUCGGCACUUAAUCAAGGGUCACUGGCCAACUAACCCGGGCAAGUUCUGUCACUUUGAAUCGCCAGUUCUUUCUCUUCAUCUGCUGAACAACAAUGCUUCCUUUCACUAAAUGCUGUUUGCCUAACAAAAAUGACCCAAACAUCUUAAGGGUUCUCUUUCAUUGCUGCUGAUAACUGUAUCGAGUAUUCUUACCAAAGAAAGCUGUCACCUGUAGAGGCUGAUUCACUUAUAUCUCCCUGCUCAGUAAUUAAGAGGGAAGAGCCCGGAAUUGUGACUGCGGGUACCACUAGUGAACCUCAUCAAGUUUUUGGGUCAUAGUGCCAUGUUGCCAAAGGCAGUGUUUGCUCCCUGGUGUCUUGGCCCUUUUUUCUGGUGACUCACAAAAAUGCCCAUGUUUCUCUUCACUUCCAGGACCUAUAGGACCUGGUAGAAAUUACCAAUUUCCAGAGCAUAGCAUUGAAUUUUAUUUCUCGAUAUGUUUGUGUUUCUCUCAAGUGCCUUUACUGCCUGAAAAUGUCAGUUUGGUUAAGGCUGUUCAUUCAUAACACUACUAAACAGGGAGAAUUCAAAAGGAGCAACUACUGAUGAACCUUCCUGUAUAACCCCACUAACUCAGGUGAAUGUCUCCAGUGUUCUUGGAUGACAGCAGGACGGGGAUGGAACGGGGCUAAAAUGAAAUGUUCUCGGACCUCAGGAAAGCCUCGAGGGCCAAUUUGCUGUUUAAAACUUGUUUAAGGGAGAAGGAAUGAGGAAGAGAGAUAGCCUUUUUCUAUUCCCAGGGAUGGAGCAUGGGUGCCUCCUGUCUGGGAGAGCAGAAACAAGUCAAGAGCCAUUUUCAAUUUUGUAUUUUUUGUUAUGAGCUUUCAUUCACUAAGAAGGGACUGAACUGAGAGUAUCCACUAAUGAUUUUAUAGCUUGACUUUAUAGGAACUUAUGUUCUUGGGAUGUCAUACUGUAAGACUGAUGAAUGUAAAGAGCUAAUUUCAAGGUACAGUUUGCCUUAAAAGGUUUUUAAAAGAAUAAACUAUUUUUAAAAGUCA